Messenger RNA from Brachypodium distachyon (stiff brome), 2055 nucleotides. Its product is annotated as 60S ribosomal protein L10-2. Gene Ontology annotation, molecular function: ubiquitin protein ligase activity; structural constituent of ribosome. Bases 146 to 1660 code for a protein of 504 amino acids. The record is from RefSeq and is a predicted model, not a curated record. Gene Ontology annotation, cellular component: cytosolic large ribosomal subunit; ribosome. Lineage: Eukaryota; Viridiplantae; Streptophyta; Magnoliopsida; Poales; Poaceae. Gene Ontology annotation, biological process: translation; ribosomal large subunit assembly; positive regulation of ERAD pathway. The transcript has 11 exons.
CACACCACCUCCGGACACCCAUUCGCAGCCGCCCAUCUCUAUAUAAUCCGCCCCGUCGAUCCCCCACAAACCCUAGCCGCAGCUCCUUUGUCUUCCCCCAGCCGCCGCCGCAGCCGACGCCGCUUGCCUCGCGCCAACCGUCGCCAUGGGGAGAAGACCUGCUAGGUGCUAUCGCCAAAUCAAGAACAAGCCCUACCCCAAGUCAAGGUACUGCCGUGGUGUUCCUGAUCCCAAGAUCAGGAUCUACGAUGUUGGGAUGAAGAAGAAGGGUGUGGAUGAGUUCUCUCACUGUGUUCACCUUGUCUCAUGGGAGAAGGAGAACGUCUCCAGUGAGGCUCUUGAGGCUGCCCGUAUUGCGUGCAACAAGUACAUGACCAAGUCUGCUGGAAAGGAUGCCUUCCACCUCAGGGUUAGGGUUCACCCAUUCCACGUGCUCCGUAUCAACAAGAUGCUUUCGUGUGCCGGGGCUGAUAGGCUCCAGACUGGAAUGAGGGGUGCUUUCGGGAAGCCACAGGGUGUCUGUGCCCGUGUUGCUAUCGGCCAGGUCCUCCUCUCUGUGAGGUGCAAGCCGAACAAUGCUGUCCAUGCCACUGAGGCCCUCCGCCGUGCCAAGUUCAAGUUCCCUGGCCGCCAAAAGAUCAUUGAGAGCAGGAAGUGGGGCUUCACCAAGCACAACCGCAAUGACUACCUCAAGUUCAAGAGUGAGGGCAGGAUUGUGUCUGAUGGUGUCAAUGCUAAGGCCGGGGCCGGGAGCGGGAGGGCGGAGUCGCCGUACCAGGGCUACGACGUGCAGCGGGUGGCCAGGUGGCUGGAUCACGCGCUGCCCUUCUCCCUGCUGCUCCUCGGCGUCUUCAUCCGGCAGCACCUGCAAGGUUUCUUCGUGAUGAUUUGGAUUGCCGCCGUGAUGUUCAAGUCCAAUGAUAUCUUGCGCAAGCAGACCGCUCUCAAGGGGGAGAGGAAAAUGCCAAUGCUUAUUGGGAUUGUAGUAGUAUUCAUUGUUCACGUGUUUGGAGUUUACUGGUGGUACAGGAAUGAUGACCUAGUUAGACCACUCAUGAUGCUUCCUCCAAAAGAAAUACCGCCAUUUUGGCAUGCUAUAUUUUUCAUCGCGGUGAAUGAUACAAUGGUGCGGCAAGCUGCUAUGGUGGUCAAGUGUGUGCUACUCAUGUAUUACAAAAACAGCAAAGGUCGGCACUAUCGUAGACAGGGUCAAAUGUUGACAGUUGUGGAAUAUUCCCUACUUCUGUACCGUGCAUUAUUGCCUGCUCCUGUAUGGUAUCGAUUUUUCCUGAACAAGGAAUAUGGAGGUCUAUUUUCAUCUUUAACAACUGGAUUGUACCUUACAUUCAAGGUGGCAUCAUUGGUGGAAAAGGUUCGAUGGCUUUUGGCUUCAUUGAGGGCGCUGUCUCAUAAGGAUUUGCAUUAUGGCGCACAUGCAACAACUGAACAGGUUCUUGCUGCUGGAGAUCUGUGUGCUAUAUGCCAAGAAAAGAUGCAUUCUCCCAUCCUCCUGCAGUGUAAACAUAUCUUCUGUGAAGACUGUGCCUCUGAAUGGUUGGAGCGGGAGAGGACAUGCCCAUUGUGCAGAGCGCUGGUCAAGCCAGGAGACAUCCGGUCAUUCAGCGACGGUUCAACAACCCUCUUCUUUCAGCUGUUCUAGGAAACCCAAUGAGAACCGCUAACCUUCAGCCUGCAGAUGUUGGAUCGCCGUUGUUAGUCUCCACCAGCCUGCCGUGUGCUGAGACUGCUUUCAGUUCAGGUCCUUUUCUGCCACUUCGUUACAAGUAGGUACCAUGGAUGUUCAUAUUACCCCUGUAUAGGUUCUCGCGGGAUGGUUGAUAACAAAAAAGAAAGAGGGAUGGUAUUACAGAAUAACUGAAUCUAUAGAGUUGAGUUUCCAUAGCAUAUGUCUAGGUGGGUGCUGCCGCAUUUGCUUAUUUCAGAACUGACCUUAUGCAAGAUUACACAACUCCUGACUCCUGGCCUCCUGGGGCAGCUUAGCUACUUGUUGCUCGUACAAUGAGCAGAACAUAUGUUUCUCUUUUCUUAUUGCAA